This is a messenger RNA of Cornus florida, 3392 nucleotides long. Its product is annotated as receptor-like protein 2. Gene Ontology annotation, cellular component: plasma membrane. Gene Ontology annotation, molecular function: protein binding. The transcript has a single exon. The record is from RefSeq and is a predicted model, not a curated record. Gene Ontology annotation, biological process: hormone-mediated signaling pathway. Bases 1019 to 3250 code for a protein of 743 amino acids. NCBI's taxonomy places the organism in Eukaryota, Viridiplantae, Streptophyta, Magnoliopsida, Cornales, Cornaceae.
UUUGAGAAGGAAUUUUGGAGUCUACACAUAAAAAAAACAAGCUGAUUACAAUCCCACUAUAUUUAUUGUAUUUGGCUCCAACUUUUUAAUAUACUCGAGGAUGGAGUGACUUUUUCCAAGCGAUCAAGCAUGUCCAAAUAGCGAGACCCAAUCGCUUACCAACUUGUUAUUUAAAAAAAGAGAAUUCUUAGAUCAGGUUCACCAAAGCUACAAAGUAGAUCACUGUAUAGUGUAUUUCUUUAACUAAAUACUAAAAUCAUGCAACUUGAAGACUCAAAUGUGGCUAUAAUAUUUAUAGUGAUAAAGCUAUCUCAAGCACUGUAUUAUUUUUAUACAGGGAUACAUCUUGGCAAAGGGAAAUCAUCAUUGACUUUGAAUGGUUCUACUACUCUCUCGCAUGGUGGCCAUGUUCCUUCUCCAGUUGAGACUAGGAAGGUGUGGCGCCACUUUCAUUCAGCUAAUAAUCUCUCCUGGUAAUGACUACUAAUAAUCAUUAGUGGUUAAUGAUUUUUAAUUGUUGAGUGAGUUAUCCAUGAACAAAUUAGAUAAUGGUUAUGCUCAUCAGAACAUGCUUUUUACCGUUGCACCAACUGAAUGUGAAAAAUGAAAAAGAAUAGAAUAAAAAUCUAUUACUUUAAAGUUCAGCAAUGUCUUCACUCUUUAAUAUGGAAUGUCUGAACAUACCUGUGAAUUUUUGCAAGCUCCUGUUUUGCUUUAAAUUUUGUGGAAUAAAAUACAAAAAGUCGUUUUCUGGUGGACGAAGACUAAAGAAUGUAUUUAAUGGGUGAGCUUGCAAAAAUUAAUGUUUUUGCAUGUUUCUUUGGCAAAAAAAGACUAGAAAACAAACAUUUUUUGUUAUAGAAUAUUACAUGUAAAUCUGUUGACUAUUAGGAUAUAGAAUAAUAAAAUGCAAGUCAAGCCAAUUAAAAUAAUCUUCCGAAGUGGUUAUUAUGAUCAAAAGAUCUUAAAAGGACCUGCAGCCAAUCUGGCCUAAAAGAUCAUAACUUCAAGAACAGUCAUGCUCUUGUGGCUCUUCCAUUCUUCUUCACCUCACCACAACAGCCACCACAUGCCCUCUGCCUUUGGCUGCUUCUGUUUGGAUGUCUUCUUAACAAUUGUGAUCCUUUCUUCUUUUUCCAAUCCCUGCCAUGGCUCCUGCAAUCAGCUCGAUCGCGAUUCUCUCUUAUCAUUCUCUCUCAACAUUUCUCCUCCCUUGAAUUGGUCUUCUGUGAUUGACUGCUGUGUCUGGGAUGGUGUUUCUUGUGAUGGUAAUGAUCAGGUGAUCUGUUUAACGCUGCCCUUUAAAGGCCUCCACGGACUGAUCUCUCCUUCUAUUGCAAACAUCAGUCAUCUCUCUCAACUCAAUCUCUCACACAAUUGGCUCUCAGGUUCUCUCCCUGCUGGCUUCUUCACAUCCUUGAAUCAACUUGACACCAUUGACUUGAGCUAUAACCGGCUUUCUGGACCGUUGCCAUCAUCUGAUAGCUUGCCUAUUGCCACACACACACUCGAUUUAUCCAGCAACCACUUUAAUGGGACAAUCCAGUCUUCAUUUCUCCAGCCUGCAUCCAAUUUGCUGAGUUUCAAUAUCAGCAAUAACAGCUUCACUGGCACAAUACCUUCCUCUAUCUGCAGUAUUUUCCCGUCUGUCCAGCUUCUUGAUUUCUCCUCCAAUGAUUUCAGUGGUGAAUUUCCCCAAGGAAUUGGAAAUUGUUCCGAACUGCAGGUCUUCCGGGCAGGUUUCAACCAUCUUGCAGGACUGCUUCCAGAUGAUAUUUACAGCACUGUGCAGCUGCGAGAACUCUCAUUACCUGCUAAUAAGCUGUGUGGAUCCAUUGAUGAUCGCAUUGUUAACCUUACUAACCUUGCAAUCCUUGAACUCUUUGGCAACGAAUUUACUGGCAUGAUCCCUCAGGAUAUUGGGAAGCUCUCCAAGCUGGAACGGCUGCUCCUUCACUUUAACCAUUUGAAUGGCACUGUGCCUCCAUCUCUGAUGAAUUGUGUCAAUUUGACAACCUUAAAUUUAAGGGUCAACUCCUUUGAAGGUGAGCUCUCCACACUUGAUUUCUCCAAACUCCUCCAACUUAACACAAUUGACCUUGGAAACAAUAACUUCACUGGUAGCCUGCCAGGAAGCCUUUUCUUGUGCAAGUCACUAUCUGCAAUUCGACUGGCCGGUAACCGGCUAGAGGGACAGAUUUCUCCUGACAUGCUUGCAUUACAAUCUCUGUCUUUUCUCUCAAUUUCCAAUAAUAGUUUAACAAAUUUCACGGGAGCAAUCAAGAUUCUGAUGGGUUGCAAGAACCUCAGCACCGUCAUCCUCUCAAAGAACUUCUUUGGUGAAGCAAUGCCAGAUGAUGAAAGCAUAGUAGCUUUGGGAGGAUUUCAAAAUCUCCAACUUCUCAGCCUAGGUGGCUGCAGGUUCACCGGGCAAAUUCCUGCUUGGCUGGCGAAGCUCAAGAAGCUAGAGGUUGUGGACCUAUCUCAGAAUCAAUUCACAGGCUCAAUUCCAAGUUGGUUGGGAACUCUUCCAAACCUCUUCUACUUAGACUUGUCCAGUAACUCCCUAUGGGGAAACUUCCCCAAGGAACUUACUGAACUGCCAAGUCUAGCAUCUCAAGAAGGUGGCGAUCAAGUAGACCGGAGUUAUCUAGAGUUGCCUGUCUUUAUUCAGCCCGAUAAUGCUUCCGAUAUGCAAUAUAAUCAGCUCUCCAACGUGCCGCCAGCAAUAUAUCUGGGAAGCAACAACCUCAAUGGCACGAUACCUGGUGAAAUCGGCCGGUUGAAGUUUAUUCAUGUGUUGGAUCUCAGUAAUAACAAUUUCUGUGGCAAUAUUCCAGACCAAAUAUCUCACCUCACUAACUUGGAAAAGCUAGACCUCUCUGGAAACCAUUUGUCUGGCGAAAUCCCAGCAUCACUGAAUAAUCUCAAUUUCUUGUCUGCGUUAAGCGUGGCAAACAACAACCUUCAAGGACCGAUACCAUCAGGAGUCCAGUUUGAUACUUUUAGCAGUUCCAGCUUUGAUGGGAAUCCAGGAUUGUGUGGUUCAGUUCUGCAUCGUCCUUGCUCUGUCCAACCAGGAUCUUCACAUCCUCUACAUCCUCCUGCACCUGAAGGAAGCCGAGAACAUAAAAUCAUAUUUGGACUCAGCUUUGGCACCUCUUUUGGGAUUAGCCUUAGUGUGACCGUGGUAACAUUAGGGAUGUUGUCCAGGAGGAAAAUAAGUGGAAACUGUUUCUUUCAAUUCUAAUCAAUUCUAAUCCUGGCUGGAACAAUGACCAAAGUUGGCAAGGAUACCUGUGUUGGUAGCAGUCUAGUAAUAGUUGUUUUUGUUUUUCGUUAGUCGGGUGUGUCGAAUAAAAUGAAGAAAUAAAGUUAUUAGAUGUACAUCA